Molecule: messenger RNA, 548 nt
Organism: Microplitis demolitor
Lineage: Eukaryota; Metazoa; Arthropoda; Insecta; Hymenoptera; Braconidae
Product: coiled-coil domain-containing protein 86
Exons: 4
Coding region: 178-492 (104 amino acids)
Cellular component (GO): nucleolus
Source: RefSeq, a predicted model, not a curated record
GGAGCAAAAGCAAAGCAACUGUUAGUAAUCAAUACUGAUGGACUGAUGGUCCACGUGAGUUGUUCUAACCUUUCUUUAUUUUAACUUGUAAUAUAUUUAUGUGCUUCAGUUAUUAUAAUUAAAUCUUCGAUUAAAGAAUCAUAUGAACUUGAGUAAAUAAACAGAAACACGUGUCUAAUGUCAAUGGCUCAAAAAAAGAGAUUUUCUUCACUAAUAAAAACAAGAGGUUUACGUAUCUCUUUUGAGAAGAAACAAAAAUUGAGAGAAGAAUUGAAACGUGUUAAAGAACAAUCACGCGCAUUAAAAGACAAAUUUAAAGCUGAAAAAGAAGCUAAAAAGCAACGGAGAAUUGAAAAUUUGAAACGAGCUCAAGAGAAUGCUAAGAAAAAUGAAAUUGUCCAAGUAAUAAAAAAUACUGCAAAAAUAAAGAGAAUGAAGAAGAAACAAUUACGAAUGAUAGAAAAACGUGAUACACUCAAUGCAUCAUCAUAACUAUCAACAACUACAUUAACUUUAUAAACUUAAUAAUAAACAAAAUGACAAUACUU